AUGGCUGGAGAGGCGGUGGACGCCGUUCAAGAGCUGAAACUGGCCGCCGUGCUGGACGCUCGAGACGAGCAGCGCCGGUGGGAGGAGGAAGAGGAGGAAGAGGAGGAGGAAAUGGGGGAACUGGAAGAGAGCGAGGAGGAAGAGAAGGUCGGUUUGACCAGCGCUGAUACCUCACCCGAGGCAGGGAGCGCGGGCGCGGGCGCGGGCGCGGGGAAGCGGUGGGUGUGCGGGCCGCGCGUGGAGGCGGUGAUGCGCAGCAAGGUGGCGCGGCUGGUGAAGCCGGACAUGCUGCUGGCCCUGCAGGAGCUGCAGCGCCAACAGCAAUGGCGCCUGGCCGCGCGGGUGAGAAAGAGAGUGAGAGAGGUGACGUGCCUUCUUUUCUGUCUUCCACCUCCCCCACUUUCCCACCCCUCCCUGUGUCCGAGGGUGUUUGAGCACGUGCGCACGGAGCACUGGUACAAGCCCGACGCGGACCUCUGUGCGCGCAUGAUCAACUGCCUGGGGCUGGCCGGCCGCAUCACCGACGCACAGGCGCUCUUCCGGGCCACACAGGACGAGGACGGCAUGCCCCCCUGCUCGCCCACCUACACUGCCCUGCUCGCCGCUCACUGCCGCUCCGGGGACCACAGGAGCGGCCGGGAGGUGCUGCGAAGGAUGAGGGAAGCACGGGCGGGGCCGUAUGAUGCGGCGUACAUGAUUCUGAUCAAGACGUGUGAGGCGCAGGGGGAUGCGGGGGCAGCAGCGGAGUUGAAGCAGGAGCGGGAUGUGGUACUGGCAGAGUGGGGGCAGUUGGGGCUGCCUAAACCCCCACGGCGGUCAAAGAAGAUGUAG
Molecule: messenger RNA, 831 nt
Organism: Closterium sp. NIES-65
Lineage: Eukaryota; Viridiplantae; Streptophyta; Zygnematophyceae; Desmidiales; Closteriaceae
Source: the annotation of a GenBank genome assembly